AUGUAUUACUCGGUCCUCAUCGCCCUUCUCUCCACCUCGGUGCUACACCUCAGCGUCGCCUCCUCUCCCGUACUUGAACCCAAUACUAUCACGAUCCGCCUCACGGGCGAUCUUCACGCCGUGAACGGUAAUUCGUUCACCGCCAAUGUCAAGCGACCUUGGCCCAAAGACGUCCUGGCCGCUGACAAUGCCAACUUUGUCAUCAAUGGGGUGGGCGAGCUGACCACUCCUCCCAGCGGGUCAGCCGCUACGGACAAGUCCAAUACGGUCAUCAAGCAGGUGAUGGGCUACAAGGGCAGCUACGUGAAGACUUCUGCGACGGAUGCGACUGCCGUGAGCGGUGUGUGCACAAUGCAACUCAUCGAUACGUCCAUGAAGAUGAACAAUACAGCGGAGUUCACGCUCUCGCCUGAGGACGUGGCGGAGAGCGUGCGGAGCAAGCAGCCCUUCUACAAGGCGUCGAUGGAUUCCAACUGCGAGUUCCGCUGUACCGCCGUGGACGAUAUCAUGUGA
Dioszegia hungarica is the source of this 513-nucleotide messenger RNA. RefSeq lists its product as uncharacterized. The record is from RefSeq and is a predicted model, not a curated record. Lineage: Eukaryota; Fungi; Basidiomycota; Tremellomycetes; Tremellales; Bulleribasidiaceae. Bases 1 to 513 code for a protein of 170 amino acids. The transcript is spliced from 3 exons.